Molecule: messenger RNA, 2106 nt
Organism: Colletes gigas
Lineage: Eukaryota; Metazoa; Arthropoda; Insecta; Hymenoptera; Colletidae
Gene: FipoQ
Product: F-box/LRR-repeat protein 7
Exons: 8
Coding region: 321-1883 (520 amino acids)
Biological process (GO): SCF-dependent proteasomal ubiquitin-dependent protein catabolic process; positive regulation of protein ubiquitination
Cellular component (GO): SCF ubiquitin ligase complex
Molecular function (GO): protein binding
Source: RefSeq, a predicted model, not a curated record
AAUGAGACAUGAGUGUCGCGUUUCGUAAAUAAUUAUGUAACACGAGGGCAGAACGUACGACGAGGAAGACACCAUCCAUUCAACGUCAGAAGAAUUGAAUUACUCUCGGAAGAGAAACGUAAACUAACGUAACGCGCUUUUCACGAAAUCAUCCACGAUCCCUUUACGCCCAAGUGCUACAGUGUGACUAAACAAUAUCGUGAAAGUGUAUUUUGAAUUGUUAGUGCGAUUUCAACAAUGUCUUCUAGUUUACGCGAUCUUCUCCCAAAGUUAAAACAUUCUAAUGUUCGAAUACGUUUUUGAUCGAACGUAUCACCACCAUGGACCCGCGGAGAAUGUCCAAUUGGAACGUCCUGAACGUGGAGGUGGCUCUUCAGCAGCGCAAUAACUUCGACGAAGAGAACGGCGAGACUCUGAGACGACCGAACACGACUAUAGAGAAGCUCCCGGACAAGGUGAUCCUCAACAUCUUCAGCUACCUGUCCCACCGUGAGAUCUGCAGGGUGGCACGUGUCUGCAAAAGGUGGCGACAGAUCGCCUACGACACGCGCUUAUGGAAACACGUAUCCCUGCGGCCGGAGAUCAGCGGAUUGCACGUAAACUCGUUGGACAAUCUGCUGCAUUUGAUCAGCACGAGGUUCGGAGCAUCGUUGAGGUACAUCGAGCUACCGAUCGAACUGAUCACCCACACGGUUCUCCACGAGCUGGCGAACAAGUGUCCGAACCUGACCCACAUGCUGCUCGAUUUCUCCACCGCCAUGCAGCUGCACGAUUUCUCGGAGAUGCAGGCUUUCCCCACAAAGCUGAAGUACAUGUGCAUCUGUCUAUCGGAGGUGAUCUUCAUGGAGGGCUUCAUGAGAAAGAUCUACAACUUCAUCAACGGUUUGGAGAUCCUCCAUCUCAUAGGGACCUACGAGAAGGUGGAGGAGGAAGAGGAGGAGAUCUACGAAGUCAUAAACGUUCACAAACUGAAGUCAGCGACCCCAAAUCUGAGGGUGAUCAAUCUCUACGGGAUCAACUUCGUGGACGACUCUCACAUCGACGCGUUCUCCUCGAAUUGCAUCCAGCUCGAGUGCCUGGCCGUGAAUUUCUGCUCGAAGGUCACCGGCUCGACGAUGAAGAUCCUGUUUCAGAGGAGCAGACGGCUCAAGUGUCUUCUCAUGCAAGGAACAAAUCUUCAAAGCGAUUACGUGAUGCAAGUCGAGUGGGAGAAGUCCAGUGUACAAGAGCUGGACGUCACAGCCACGGACCUGUCCACGGAGUGUCUGAUCGAUAUGCUAUCCAGGAUCCCAGGGCUCCGUUUCCUCAGCGCUGGCCAGCUGAACGGCUUCAACGACAGCGUGCUGAAGGCCUGGGCGGAGAUGGGGAACCCCCGGAACCUGAUCGCCCUGGACCUGGACAGUUCGGACAAUUUAACGGACGAUGGUCUGCACAAGUUUCUGUCGAGAUACGGCCAUCAGUUGUGGGGACUCGCGCUGUCCGGGAUGCCACACAUCACCGAUCAGCUGUGGCAAAGCGUCCUACCGAUACUGACCAACGCCAAGAUCCUCGUGAUGGGUACGCAAGAGAGACUUGGCGUCAACAUCCACGUGGAUCAGCUGAUGGACGGGAUCGCGAACAACUGCCCCAACUUGGAACGAUUGGAGCUGCGUUGGGACCCGGAGAACUUGCGGUUCUCCGACAAAAGUCAAAAGGCUAUAGACAUACUACGCGUGAAGUGCAUAAAGUUGCGAUGCCUGAGCUUGAGCGACGGGAGGUACUACGAGAUCGUAAAAGCGAAUUUCGAGCGAGCGGACAGACUCACUGUGGUUCGAACGUCCACGUGCUGCAGAGUAUCGAACUACUACCUGUUGGCCAAUUACAAGGAUCUGAUCUUCAACUAACGGAACCUUCUGCCAACUACUUGUAUAUACGAAUUUUCCACACGAUCGACCAAUAUCACCGAGACGAAUAAAUACAUUAACGAGAUACUGGAAACGUGACCAUCUUCGAUAUAUGUAUUCCUAGUAUUACGAAAUACCAGAUAUAUAUUUUUAUACGCCAUUUUUGAAAGCUGAGAUCUACGAUGAAAUUAUGUUCGAACGAAAUGGAGUGCGAUUCAAAUUC